Vespula pensylvanica (western yellowjacket) is the source of this 6147-nucleotide messenger RNA. It is a transcript of the gene PIP5K59B, whose product is annotated as phosphatidylinositol 4-phosphate 5-kinase type-1 alpha. Gene Ontology annotation, biological process: phosphatidylinositol metabolic process. Gene Ontology annotation, molecular function: phosphatidylinositol kinase activity. NCBI's taxonomy places the organism in Eukaryota, Metazoa, Arthropoda, Insecta, Hymenoptera, Vespidae. The record is from RefSeq and is a predicted model, not a curated record. The transcript has 18 exons. The coding region runs from base 732 to 3410 and encodes 892 amino acids.
GACACGGACUCUCUUUUCUCUCUCUGUCUUCUCGUUCGUCGUUUCGUCUGUCUCCGAUUAAAAAGAAAGAGAGAGAGAGAGAGAGAGGGAAGGAGAGAAAGAAGGACAGAUAGAAAACUGUAAAAAAGAGAAAGAAAGAAUAUAUACACGAUAUAAAUCAAAAUAAUCAAGAAGAGCGAGAGAAGAGAGUACGCGUGUGUCGUAAGUUUCGUGACGUCGAAAAAGAGAGGAGCUUGUCAUUGACAUCAGUAGUCAGUUUUCUCUGUGUGCGAAUAGAGAGAUAAGAGAGGAGAGAUUGGAGAGUUUGGUGUAGAGAAAGAAAAAGAGAGAGAGAGAGAGAGAGAGAAGGAGGGUGAUGUGUAUGAGAGAGAAAGAAAGAGAAAGAGAGAAUGUGCAUUGAGACGACGAUACGCGUUAGUGGAACGUAUACUCUGGAGCCACUCUGAAAGAGAGAGAGAGAGAGAGAGAGAGAGAGAGAGAGAGAAGAAGAGAAAGAGAUAAAGAGAAAAAGAGAAAGAGAUAGAAAGAGAAAGAAAGACAGAGAAAGACAGAGAAAGAGAGAGAGAACGAUUCUUUCGAUCACGCUCGAGAAAGAUGCGUUCGCGCGUACCAGUAUCGCGGAGGACGACGACGAAAGAGAGGAGGCGCCAUCGCGAAUUCGUCGUCGGUCGUCGCGCGUGAGUCAGUCGGCCCGUCGUGGAUCGUAACGGGCGGCCGCCACCACGUACAAGAUGGCUUCGGGCGACAAUGUGGACGCGAUCGAGGUUGUAGAAACGAGUUUCGCCGGACCGGCCCAACCUGCCGAGGAUUCAAGAAGGGCCGAGCAAUCCGCCGAGGAAGACAAUAAAUCCACGGGGGAGAAAGUAGCGGCACUCGAUAACUCAAUAACGCAACAUGGCACGGCGGGACUCAAAACCCCUGCGGGGGUGUCAAGAAAUAAAUCGGAAAGGGAAAGGAAGAUUGGACAUCGUCGUGUUGGUGUGGGAGGUGAAAUCACGUACAAAAAGAUACAAACGACACAGAUUAUGGGAUCUAUACAACUUGGUAUACAACAUGCGGUCGGUGGUCUAGCGAGUAAGCCAGAACGAGAUUUACUCAUGCAAGAUUUCAUGACCGUCGAGACAACGAAUUUUCCAAGCGAGGGAUCUAAUCACACCCCGGCUCAUCAUUUCUCCGAAUUUAAAUUUAAAAAUUACGCGCCAAUUGCAUUUCGAUAUUUUAGGGAUCUCUUUGGAAUUCAACCGGACGACUUUUUGAUGUCGAUGUGUAGCGCACCCUUGCGUGAAUUAUCCAAUCCGGGUGCUAGUGGAAGUAUAUUCUAUUUAACGGAGGACGAUGAAUUUAUUAUUAAGACUGUACAGCAUAAAGAGGGAGAAUUCUUGCAAACUCUUCUUCCAGGAUAUUACAUGAAUUUAAAUCAGAAUCCAAGAACACUGUUACCAAAAUUUUUCGGCUUGUAUUGUUAUCGUUGUAACAGUAAAAAUGUUCGAUUAGUAGCUAUGAAUAAUCUACUUCCGUCGUCAGUAAAAUUGCAUCAAAAAUACGAUCUCAAAGGAUCGACUUAUAAGAGAAAGGCAUCAAAGAUGGAAAGAUCGAAAUCGUCGCCAACGUACAAGGAUUUAGAUUUUAUGGAACACCAUCAAGAAGGAAUUUUUCUCGAAGCCGAUACGUACAAUGCACUUGUCAAAACUAUUCAACGAGAUUGUCGCGUUUUAGAGAGUUUCAAGAUCAUGGAUUAUUCUCUUUUAGUUGGGAUACAUAAUCUCGAUCAGGCCGCGAGAGAAAAAGCUCAGGAACAAAGAAUAUCAGCCAGUGCGGACGACGAGAUUGGCGAUGUCGCAGGAGAAGGUGGUGCUUUUAUACAAGCGGAUAGAGAACGCGAUAGAGAGGAUAGAAUAGGUGCUACGGCAUUGAAUCGAUCGAGAAGCAUAAACAGGCAAAGGUUAGUCGCUCAUAGUACAGCUAUGGAGAGUAUUCAAGCUGAGAGCGAACCGAUCGACGAGGAGGAUGACGUUCCCAGUCCUGGUGGUAUACCUGCAAGAAAUGCUCGUGGUGAACGGCUGUUAUUAUUUCUUGGUAUCAUUGACAUUUUGCAGAGCUAUAGACUUAAGAAGAAGCUCGAGCAUACGUGGAAGUCAAUGAUACACGAUGGUGAUACAGUAUCAGUACACCGACCAGGAUUUUAUGCUCAGCGUUUUCAAGACUUUAUGGCCAAGACAGUAUUCAAGAAGAUACCUUCACUGGACCUGCCUGAGAUUAAGGGGAACCAUCGCAAAUUCCGUAACCUCGUCACCAGCUACAUAGCACUGAAACAUUCCCCCUCGAAGAGAAAAAGUAUAACGAGGCCAUUGAGGCCAUUAGAGGGUGACUUCGAUUCAACCGCGGUGGCGGCAACGGGAACCUCGACAAUGCAUGCUACGUCACCCACGAAGCCCGGGAGUCCAACGGAUAUCGCGGCCUCUACCACCACAAGCACGGUCAUUUCGACUGGUUCGAUCCCGAUCGCUACAUCAACGCCUGUUAACCUUGCGUCUGGUGCAGUGAGUCCACCGCCAUUGGCCUUGAGCAUCACCGGACAGGCCAUUCCUCAUCAAGAACAAAACGCUUUGGGUAUCGGUGUUAUCGGGAAAUCAUCGUCGGCAGCAGCAGCGGCAGCAGCAGCAACAACAACAAUGGCAACAGGAGCUGGAGCAGGAACGACCACUUAUCCAGCUGUUUUGAAGGGCAGAAGCGCAGCUAGUCCUCCUAAUCCGAAUUUGGUGCCUUCCGGAAAGGUUCCACCACCUGUACCACCUAGAGGCUCUGGGUCCAGGUCUGCCAGAUCACCUGGACCACCUGCUACAACCUCCUCGUCUUCUGUAACUUCCAGCCGAGGUGGCACCCUUCCCUCUACCUGUUCCACCCCGCCCCCACCUUUUGACGAUGCAGUCCGUUCAAACGACCAGACAUUGGCUUCCGGUGGUCAUCUACAGCAAGCAGUUACUACAAGUAUACUCACCAGCAGCCUGAGCAGUGCCCAUUCCAAGCAAAACAAGGUCGUCCAUCAUGUUACUCUUACCAAAACCAGUCAGGAUGCUGUGAGUAUAUCGGACGUACAUUUGGAGAGUAGCGGAAGUGGGAGUGGUGGUAGCGGUGGUAGGGAGACAAAAUCAUCUCUGAGCGUCGAAAGUGGUGGUAGCAGUCGAGGUGGUGGCGGUCUAACGUGGACACCACCUGCCGGUAGUGCCGAAGGCUCGACUCCAACAUGGACCGAAGGGACGCCAUCGUUCACCGAAAGUUCUAGCAGCGGUGACAUAGGAUGUCCGACUACGCCGAUCAGAGGGAGUCAACGUUCCGAAGAUGGCGGAAGAAUCGCAGCAACCGUUGAAGAGGCACUCGCUAGUCUCACCACCGAAAUGACCCACCUGUAGAAGAGCGAUCCAGAGAUAGUUUGUAUGAGAGAGAGAAAGAGAGAAUGAAUGAGUGAAAGAGAGAGAGAGAGAGAGAGGAAGAAAGAAAGAAAGAAAGAAAGGAAGAAAGAAUUGCAGAAAAAAAAACAUGAAAAAAAAAGAUAAUAAUACAUCCGAAGAAAUCGAGAGCUGCAAUGUGAAAAAUAUUGAUAUUAAUGUAAGUUAAAAUUUUCUAGAUGUUAAUUGAAAUCGUCUUUUAUGGGAUUAUAGGAUCAGUUUACGAAUGAAGGGUUUUUUUUUUUUUUUUUUUUAUUAUUAUUAUUCGUAAUCUCUCCUUUUCUCUCUCGCAUUUAAAUGUGCGAAUAAAUGGGACAGAUAUGAGACUAUUUUGAAAUGAAGUGAUGAAGAAAAAAAAGGUAGGGAGAAGGGAUCGAUCGUAUUAUUUAUUAAAAUUAUUUUUUUGUUUUCUUCUUUUUUGUUUUUGUUUUUUUUUUUUUUUGUUUUUUUAUUAUUCGGAACACUUAAAGUGUUGCGUGUUAACAGAGUUCAGAGACUAUAUGAGAAGAAUUAUUAAUAGAUCGACAGAAUAAUAUCAAAUUGAAUAUUUUUCGUUCUAAUUAAUUUUAUUAAAAUAAUUUAUUAGAAAUGAUUUGUAAAGAUCGGCGGAAUUGAAUGGAAUAGGAAAAAAACAAGGGAAAGAAAUUUGUUCCUGAAUUUUAUGAUAGAAAUUUAUUUUUAAUAUAUCGAAUGCGUAUAAAUAUUUGUUAAUUAAUUAUAUUUCUCGUUAUUCUGUCUUUCAAUCGUUGUCUCUCUAAUAAACGCAUUUCUCUUGUAUUAAACUACUCGCGAUAUAUAUAUUCAUAUAUAUAUUAUAUAUAUUAAAUAAUACAAGAUGGGACAAAAGUCCCUAGGUAUAUCAAAAAAAGCCUUUCCUAAGUGAUUUGUAAAAAUCAAUUACUCUUUUUUCGAGACCUUUUCGGAUUAACUUUACAUCUAUUUUCUUCUUCUUUUUUCCUUUUCGUCUUUUACAAAUUAAAAAUAUUAUAGACCUAGCUUGUAAUUUUCAACAAAUCUAAACGACAAGAAGCCAGAAAAAUCUCUCGAAAAAUAUUCAUUUAUUGAUUUUGCAAAAUCACGUAGGAACUUUUGGCGCACCUAGAAACUUUUCGACCAAUUCUUGUAUCGUAGAUUCCAAAAAAAAAAAAAAGAUAAAUAAAUAAAUAAAAGCAAAAUCGCGCCAGUAUUAAAAUCAUGGUUGUGCGUUCGCAUUUGUUCUUUAUAUAUACGUAAAAAAAUUUAUGUUUUGUUUGUUCGUUUUCGUUUUUUUUUUUUUUUUUUAAGUGAUAGGGGAGGGUGGGGAGGGAAGGGUUUCGUUAACGAUCGAGUAUAUACAUAUAUAUCUUCGUAUAAGGGAUCAAGAGUAAACAAAGGAAAAAUAAAAAUUUACUAAUUCGAGAUAGGAAAUACGAUAUUAAAAUCGAUCGUAAAUCUCUGGAUACGGGGGGAUGGGGGGUGGAUAAGGAAGAGAAAGCGGAACGAACGAGAUCGAUUAUGUUCGUUCUCAGGAUGAUCAUUUGAUUCGUCUCGAUUGUGAGUACGUUUAACGAUAAAAAAAAAAAAGUAAUAAAAUAAAAUAAAAUGGGAAAAAAAAAACAUAAAAAUGAAAAUAAAAAUAAAAAUACAGAUAAAGAUAAAAAAAAAAGAAAAAAUGAAAAGAAAGGAAGGAAAAGUAGGUUGUGAUCUUGUUUGAAAUGAUCGACAUGGUCAUUGACCUUGACCGAGCAUAAAAAUAGAAAGAAGAAAAAAAAAUAAUAAUGAUAACAAUAACAAUAAUAAUAAUAAUAAUAAUAAUAAUAAUAAUAAUAUUAUUAAAAAAUUCUUGGAAGGUCAAUGACCGAUUAUUUUGCUCGGAUCGAUGAAUCUCUUGUUAAAUAAUUCUACGUAUUAUACUAUUCGCAUAGCAAAUAUCGUUAGAAUGUGUUAUCCGAAAAAUGAUUCAGUACAUUUGUCAAGAUGAAAAUAAAAGAUAAAAGAUAAAAGAUAGAAACAAAUAGGUGAGAAAGAGAGAGAGAGAGAGAAAGAGAGAAAGAGAAAUAUGUAAGAGAUGUGUAUUGACAUUUGUACGACAACAAUAACAGCAAGAUAAAAAGAAAAAGAAAACAAAAUGGCGUGGACUCUGAAUACGCUUGAUUUCAAGCGUUGCUCGAGAAGUUCGUCGCUUAUUACCGUGUACAUAUCAUAUGGAAAAAAGAGAUAAGAUAUUAAUUACAUGUAUGAAAGAGAUAUGUAUAUGUGUGUAUAUAUAUAUGUAUAUAUUUAUAUAUAUACAUACAUACAUACAUACAUACAUACAUACAUAUAUAUAUAUAUUUAUAUUUAUAUAUACACAAUAUAAUAUACCAGUAAAAAGACUAACUAGAAAAAAAUUUGUCUACAAGAUUUUUUUCUCGUCCCUAUUGCCUUUUUCUUAUCUUUUUCUUUUCACGUUAAUCUUAGCUUUCUUCUUUUCUUCGUUAGAUAGUAUGUACCAUUGUAAAUAUAUAUAUAUAUAUAUAUAUAUAUAUAUAUAUAUAUAUAUAUAUGUAUGUAUAUAUGAGUAUGUAUGUGCGCGUAUGCAUGUGAUUCUGUGUGUUUUCGUGUGUGUAUUUGAUAUACAGUAUACAUAUAUACCAAGCACACAACGAUGUACGAUAACGAAGAAUAAAUUAUUUAUUGCGUCCUAUUUAUUUCAACGCCGAAGACGUGUAGUCUCAUCGUU